Messenger RNA from Aspergillus uvarum CBS 121591, 822 nucleotides. RefSeq lists its product as uncharacterized. The transcript has a single exon. The record is from RefSeq and is a predicted model, not a curated record. Bases 50 to 667 code for a protein of 205 amino acids. Lineage: Eukaryota; Fungi; Ascomycota; Eurotiomycetes; Eurotiales; Aspergillaceae.
UCUUCGACAGCCCUCGUCAUCCUCCUCUCUAAAGUUCCACUUGGACAUCAUGCGCGGCGCUUUCCUCCUCGCCGCCACCUUGUCGGUGCUGACGGCCAGCGCCGAUGACAAGACCACCACGGUGGGCUACUACGCUCCGGACUGGGACGUCACCCUUCCCAGCUACGGUGGAUGGACCAGCACGGCGGCCAGUGUCGCCGGCGUCAACGCCAAGGCCACCACUUACCACGUGGGCUGUCUCAAGGACGCCCCCAAGACCGAUUGUGACAUCAAGCACUCGUGGACGAUCAUUCAAGGUCCCGCGACCGUCAGCGUGUCGGGCGAAUACAUCGCCUCAACCUCUGGCAAGAGCACCAGUUACGACUACACCGUGACCCAGUCCUACCAAUGUUCCCUCAAGUCGUGGACCGAGUCGGCCAGCUGCACGAUGAGCGUGGCCGUAACGGGCAGUUUCGACGGCGGAUCGUACUCGUCUUCCACCUCCACCCAUUCCACCUACGGCACGACCAAGACCUUCCAAGAGCUGGUGGUCACCGGCGGAGUCAAGUCGCUGACGGAGCCCGCCGCCACCAAGACGGCUGGUGCGGCGAACGGCAACGGGGCAGUGGGCGCCAUGGUCACCGCGGCCCCUAUGGUCGCAGCUGCGGCGGUGGCUGCCUUGCUGUAGGAGAGGAGGAUUGGGGAGGAGGGUGGAUGUUGACUCUGUAUUUUGGAUGUAACCAUGUUAGUGGAUGGAUGAAAUGACUUUGGGAUUGAGAAUAACCGGACAAACCGGACAUCUAUCUAGCCUCGUGAUCUGUAUGUGAUGCAUUUAUACCCCCG